CACAAGUAUUUCCCAUCUCUAAUUUAUGUUUCAAAUUCAUCUGUCCGGCACCUCUCUAUCAUAAACUAAAAAAAAAUAAAAAAACAGCAUAUACGAAAUGGACGCUUUAAAUGGUAGAAACUUGGCUUUGCUAGUACUCUGUUUAUGUGCCUGCUACGCUUUAGCUGCUGAAGGAGAUGGGGCCAAGGAAAUACCGCCCACAAAAUUUGCACAAAAUAUCGCUGCGCCGACGAUGACUUUUCUUUAUUGCUACUCAUGCGGCUACCGCAAAGCUUUUGAGGAUUAUGUCAACAUAUUGGGCGAGAAAUAUCCUCAAAUACAAGUGCAUGGAGCCAACUACGAUCCACCCGGCUUAAACUAUUACUUGUCCAAACUGAUAUUCGCUCUCAAGAUCUGCAUCAUUGUGUCGGUGGUUAGCUCGGUUAGUCCGUUUACAUUUUUGGGACUCAACACACCCGGAUGGUGGGGUCAUUUGCAGACAAAUAAAAUCUAUGCCUGCAUGAUGAUCUUUUUCUUGGGCAACAUGCUCGAGGGUCAGCUAAUAUCGUCUGGAGCAUUUGAGAUAUCACUGAAUGAUGUUCCUGUGUGGUCAAAACUCCAAACAGGUCGGUUUCCAUCGCCAGAAGUCCUAUUCCAAAUCAUUGAUAACCAGUUACAGUUUACCGAAAAGAUUCAGGAGAAUCCCGACUUUGUUAAAUAAUAGUUAUUAUGGGAGUCGUAACAACAAUACUAAACACCAAACACUAAUCUAAAGAACUGUUUAAAAUCUAAAUCUAACAAAAAAAAACUGAAUUCCUGUCCCUUAUGUAUUUCGUAAAAUGUUACUCACGUAUCUUCGAUUAAGUUAAAAACCUUUAUUUAAUAUUCUUUGAAAAAUUGAUUUUGUUUUAUCAUAUUGUCUUGUGUGUCCUCUUUUUUGUGUAGUAGAUUAAAUAAUUUUGUUAUUAUUUUAUAGUACCUACCUAUUUACAUAUAAAUUUGAAAUUUGGUUGAAGAAACACGAACGGGUAAUGGGUUUACAGCAUAUUGCCGGGUAUUGCUUAAGUGUGUCUUUGUGGUGUUUAUAGACUAAACUAAAAUAAAUAUAAAGGUGUAUUAGCAAUACUAUUAAAUCAAAGUGAAAUAGUACAUCGAAAUGGUAAUGUAAAAUCUUUUGAAACUUUACACACUCAUACACACACAAAAAUUAAUUUUCAUUAAAAAAAUGUAAAUUGGAGUAUAGAAUAUUUAAUACAAUGAAAUAGAACACUAAAUAAAUCACAAAAUGACAUACAUA
Molecule: messenger RNA, 1276 nt
Organism: Drosophila willistoni
Lineage: Eukaryota; Metazoa; Arthropoda; Insecta; Diptera; Drosophilidae
Gene: SelT
Product: thioredoxin reductase-like selenoprotein T homolog CG3887
Exons: 2
Coding region: 98-700 (200 amino acids)
Biological process (GO): cell redox homeostasis
Cellular component (GO): endoplasmic reticulum membrane
Molecular function (GO): thioredoxin-disulfide reductase (NADPH) activity
Source: RefSeq, a predicted model, not a curated record